UGUCGUUUUACUGAAGGUCCGCACACCUCGUCCGCGACUGAGAGAGAGAGAGAGAGACUUUAGGGUUUUUCCUUUUCGCGUGGGAGAAGAACAUAACUUUUUAGGGCAACGAAUCUGAUCGGCUGCAAUGAUUUACGACGUCAACUCACCCCUCUUCCGCUCAUUCCUUAGCCAGAAGGGUGGCUCCUCAGACAAGAGGAAAAUGGAAGAGCAGAAACCAAAGGAGCAGAGACCCAAAGCAAGUGAGAAUAAGCCUAUUAUGACAGAAUGAUAUCUGUUAGGGCUAUUAUGUCUUAAAUGGGGUAGGAUAGUGGAUGUCCUAGCUGCUAUGGUAAGUGUUGGUGGUUACUUGAUUUAACCAUGCCGCGAUUACUUGUCUCAACCCACGGUUACAGACUUUACUUUUGAGUUUGUAAUGGUCUCUGUUUGGACAUGGAUGUUAUCUCUAUUUUCUAAUGCCAUAACUUUCCUUUGAAAAAAGACAAGCCACUUGUUUAUGCAUGUGGCUCUUGUACUUCUUGUUGUUCUUUUUCCCUAAUUUUCUUUAGGUUCUUCUCUUUAAUGGAAUGAUCAAGGACUGGUGGUUGACUUAAAAA
Molecule: messenger RNA, 596 nt
Organism: Juglans microcarpa x Juglans regia
Lineage: Eukaryota; Viridiplantae; Streptophyta; Magnoliopsida; Fagales; Juglandaceae
Product: wound-induced basic protein
Exons: 2
Coding region: 128-271 (47 amino acids)
Source: RefSeq, a predicted model, not a curated record